CUCUGCAAGUCCGCCUGCCAGCUCCCCCUGUUUAUAGUCCCUUUGUAUUGACCUAAUCCCAUCUCCACUGCAUCGUUCCUAUUCUCUUCAGGCACCAGAUACUAAACAUCAAUAGCACAUACCUCCAUGGAAAGCAAUAGUACCAGCAGUCGCGCCCUUGCUCUCGGAGCAGUAGCAGCAGCGGGGCUCUAUGCACGGAGCAAGUACGUUGAUGGCUGUAAAGUCAACGUUGUAAGCUCUGGCAAGGACGAGUCGGCGGUGGUUGGCAUGACUGGUGAUGGAGACCGUCUGACCUUGCAUGACGUUCUGUACAAAGACUGCCCCUCGCUCACCGAUCAAUCCGAGGCGUACAUGGUUCCCACCCCGUAUCUCUUCACUGGUCUUCUGCAGAUGUUUUUUGCUGCUGCUAAUGUCAAGCGCCGCGAUACGACUAGUGACAUCCAGUACGAGCGUGAGCUGCUGACUGUGCAAGACGGCGGUACGAUUUCGCUCGACUGGUACCCGGGCAAAGAGCCGCAGGCUGGUGAGGAAAAGAUGCCAGUUGUGAUUAUGCUGUGCGGUGCAGGCGGGUCGUCGCAAGAGUACUUUGUCCGCGCCCUUGCCAAGACACUGGCACACGGCACCAUAAAAUUCCGCGUCGUCGUGUUCAACCACCGUGGUACGUCAAUGACACCACUGACCUCUGCGCGACCCUACGACAUGGGAUUCACUAGUGAUUUCCGCGAGGCCGUCAACGCCUUGCGUGGACGGAUCGAUGCUGAUGCCAAACUGUUCAGCGUUGGCUUCUCGAUGGGUGCCAAUAUCAUGACCAAGUAUAUUGGUGAGGAGAGCGACAGGUGUCCACUUUCAGCUGCAGUCGCAGUCUGCUGCCCGUUCGAUGUGGAGAUCGCCGGUGCUGCAAUGAACGAGAAAAACUUCCUCAACAACAAGGUGUUCCAGCCGCAGGUGCUCAGUGCCCUCAAGCGCUCGAUUAAGCGUAUCAGCCAUCUGCCACCGGAUCCUGCCUGGGGCCUGGAUAUGGACAAGAUUAUGAGCUCCAGGCAGAUCUGGGAGAUCGAGGAGGCAUAUCUGUCCAGCUCUUCAAACUAUGUCGAUGAUAUUCGAAUUCCCCUUGAUGACCGUAUCGCACCUCCCGCUGGAAUCCCAGUAAGCAAGUUCAAGCAGAACCCGUAUCUAUCUCUGGCGCUGGUCCGACAUGGUGGCCACCUGGCAGUUUCCUCACUGGGAACUCUUUCCCCCAGUGUUUGGUUUAUUCGCCCGAUUCAGGAAUUUACAUCGGCCAUGGCAAAGCUAUAAGAUAUCCCUUUUUCUACAGAUCCCUUGCCGCAUUAUCGACUGUCUAAAUCCCUACUGACUAGCUGAGCUCGCAUUGACGAGCGCCAUAACUCCAGUAAAGGUAAAGCGGUAAGGAUAUUAGAUCAGCAUACAGGCACUCAGUGAUUUUAAGACUACUAUUUGUUGUCAGGAUCAUGGCUGUUGGCCCUGGAAUGCCGACAUCAUCCUGCGCCACCAUGGACCAGACUGGGCUCAUGCGAACCGACUCAAACAGACCGACGAGCUGGCCUCUUUUCCCUCAGUUGUUUUUUUCAGAGCCAUUCUGCACACCCCGCCGAUAAGCACUUGUUUUCUCAGUCCAACUACAGCCAUCGAUAGCCACAUCGUUAGGCAGGCUGAUGUUUCCUGAAUACAAUCUGCG
Molecule: messenger RNA, 1696 nt
Organism: Linderina pennispora
Lineage: Eukaryota; Fungi; Kickxellomycota; Kickxellomycetes; Kickxellales; Kickxellaceae
Product: AB-hydrolase YheT
Exons: 3
Coding region: 127-1296 (389 amino acids)
Biological process (GO): medium-chain fatty acid biosynthetic process; medium-chain fatty acid catabolic process
Molecular function (GO): acetylesterase activity; monoacylglycerol lipase activity
Source: RefSeq, a predicted model, not a curated record